Messenger RNA from Spirodela intermedia, 1703 nucleotides. The record is from the annotation of a GenBank genome assembly. NCBI's taxonomy places the organism in Eukaryota, Viridiplantae, Streptophyta, Magnoliopsida, Alismatales, Araceae.
AUGGCCGUCUUCCUCUUCCUCUUUCUUUUCCUCCUGCUGUGCUCAGCUCCGCGGCUCGGGUUCUGCAAGUCGACCAUUGAGCCCUGCAAUGGCUCCGAGGCCUGCCAGGCGCUCGUCGGCUACACGCUCUACGCCGAUCUCAAGGUCUCCGAGGUUGCCGCUCUCUUCCAGGUCGAUUCCAUCGCCCUCCUCGCCGCCAACGCCGUGGACGUCUCACUCUCCGACGUCGAGAACCGCAUUCUCCCCGCAGGGAUCUUCCUCCGCGUCCCCGUUGUCUGCGCCUGCGACGACGGCAUCCGCAAGGUCAUCUCCGUCCGCUACCGAUCCCGUCCCGGCGACACGCUCGCCUCGAUCGCCGGCGCCGUCUACUCGGGCCUCGUCACCGCCGACCAGAUCCAGGAGGCCAACGGCAUCUCCGACUCCGGCGCGGUGGACGCCGGCGAGAGCCUGCUGGUGCCGCUCCCUUGCUCGUGCUUCAACUCCAGCGACAACUCCCUCCCGGCCGUGUACAUGUCCUAUGUCGUGAGGGAGGGCGACACGGUGGCGGGGAUCGCCGCCGCCUACUCCACCACCAUCUCGGAUAUCAUGAACGUCAACGCCAUGGCCAGCCCCUCUGUGAAGCCUAGCGACAUUCUCGCUAUCCCUCUUCCCGGUAAGAGAAAUGUUUCUUGCCGUUGCAAUUAGGUUCAGUAAACAUCAACGUGCGCCACGUGCUUCAAAUAUAUUUCUUCUUCUCUCCGUCAUUUAUUCUCUCUCGCAUGGAGCUCGGUGGCUGGAUUUUCGAUCUCCCGUUCAAGAAGACGUCCAUCUAUUGACUGAUUCCCGUCUUGAAAUCCGCAGCCUGCAUCUCGUCAUUCCCCAGGUUUUCCUCCGACUUCGGCCUGAUCGUGGCCAACGGGAGCUACGCCAUCACAGCGAGCCACUGCGUUCAAUGCAGCUGUGGCCCCGGAAACCUAAAGUGAUCAGCCUCCUUCUCUCUUCCUCUUCGCCUGGUUUUCCCCAGCUGACCGACUGGCCAUCUUCUUUGGCAUGUAGCCUGUACUGCACUCCAUCGCCAUUGGCCGUCUCCUGCUCGAGCAUGCAGUGCAGGAACAGCAACCUCAUGCUCGGAAAUGUCACCUCCCAGCCUACCAGUGCUGGCUGCAACGUCACCUCCUGCACCUACGGCGGCCUCGUCAAUGGAUCCAUCGUCACCUCGUGAGCUCUCUCUCUCUCUCUCUCUCUCUCUCUCUCUCUCUCUCUCUCUCUCUUCUGUGACGAUGUUUUCGUUGUAAAUGUUUUUUCAGGUUGACCACAUCUCUACAACCACGAUGCCCUGGUUAGCCUAGGGCUCGAGCGAGCUUAAUUUCAAUUAUCUAUUUAUUUACUUAAUUAUUUAUUUAUCUUGGGGACGAACUGGUGCAGGGCCGCGUGAGUUUCCCGCGUUCAUCCCUCUGCCCUCCGCGCUCCCCCACGGCUCCUUACUCGCCCCGUCCCCUUCGCCCCCCCAUGCCGGCGCCGCCGACGUGAUCGCGCCGCCCAAGUCGUCGGUGCCGGCGACGGUGGCCCUCCCCGGCGGCUCCCCCUCGAACAGCGGCCCUGCCGGAAGCAUCUCCGGCGACCAAACGGCGGCGGCGCCGCCUCCCACGGCGGCGUCUUCGCCGCCGCUCCUCCUCCUCGCCAUGCUAUGCCUCGCCGUCGCCCCCAGAGCCUUCAUUCCGUAG